Molecule: messenger RNA, 393 nt
Organism: Symbiodinium natans
Lineage: Eukaryota; Dinophyceae; Suessiales; Symbiodiniaceae
Source: the annotation of a GenBank genome assembly
AUGACUUCAACGACUUCAAUGGCUUCAAUGACUUCAGUCCCACGAUGGCCUCUUGACCCAUGCAUGCCCAACUUUCACUCCAACCCUCGACCCGAAAAAGUCCUAAGAAUCUUCCAAACCCGUCACGCGACAGUCGCGGCCCAGGUGACUGUUGACUCCGAUGCCGUCCCCCUCGUCCAAUUCAAAACGAGCGCAAGCCACGCACACAAAUUGAACAAAGGUGCAACCCGCGCGACGGAUCGGACGGAUCGGACGGGUUUCCUCGCAGAGCCGGCGAAUGCCACGACUUAUGGCACCUGGCGCCUGCGGUCGGUGUACAACUCCGCAAACUGCCUGAACGCGGACGCGGGCGGCAUCCUGUCGAGCAACAACUGUUCCACGAAACUCGGAUAA